Messenger RNA from Lindgomyces ingoldianus, 417 nucleotides. RefSeq lists its product as uncharacterized. The record is from RefSeq and is a predicted model, not a curated record. The transcript has 4 exons. Bases 1 to 417 code for a protein of 138 amino acids. Lineage: Eukaryota; Fungi; Ascomycota; Dothideomycetes; Pleosporales; Lindgomycetaceae.
AUGGCUUUCGGCCCUAACUCCGAGGAUAGGUUGCUGUCCGUGUACUUGGCUUCUAUCGCCCCUCUCUCCCUCGUUUCAGAUGAUAUUCGCAUCAGAUUUCCAAAUGGCUGGUCCCCUAACCCCUCCAAAAUUGCCGUAUCCCUUCACGGCCGCUUUUCAUUGGAUCAGGUUUUUGGCGUUCCCGGCUCCUUCUACUUUUUAUUUAUUUAUUUGGGGCUAGGCGGCAUUCGUCUCACAGCCAAAGCCUGUCCAGACCUCAGCUGCACAUGGGUUGUCUUCCCUUUACCUGUCUGGCUGAAAGUAUAUGCCUCUGAGAAGCGGCCUCGAUUGAUUUCCUUUUGCGAACAGAACAAGUUUAGCCGCACCUUUUGUGGUUAUGGAGAUGGAGAUGGAGAUAAGGGUGUUAAGUCUGUGUAA